Messenger RNA from Helobdella robusta, 1389 nucleotides. RefSeq lists its product as hypothetical. The transcript has 2 exons. The record is from RefSeq and is a predicted model, not a curated record. Lineage: Eukaryota; Metazoa; Annelida; Clitellata; Rhynchobdellida; Glossiphoniidae. Bases 1 to 1389 code for a protein of 462 amino acids.
AUGACGGAGCACGUCUGUAAUGGAAUGGCUGAUUGCCUGGUCAUUGACAGCUUGACGAUCGAAUUAAAAAGAACGUUUCUAGACGAAAUCUCCGACUUGAAUGGCAAAGAGAAAUUGAUGGAGGUAUUAGGGAAAUACAGGGCUACAAAGGAAAAUAGUAGUGAAGGCAAAUCCAAAAAAAACCACGUUACACUCGUUGGACCCCCUUGCGUGAUAAGAAGAAUAAAAAGCGAACUAAUUAAUCUUAAAAUGGAGUUAUUGGCUAAUGAUAAAAAAAAGGCGUCGAAAAAAGUUUCAAAUUUUGAUAUAUCAUUUUCAAACAUUGGAAAUGAUAGUAAAAAUAUUGGUGAUAAUGACAAUGAUGAUAAGAAUGACCAAAAUGGUGAUAAGAAAGGUCACGUAACUUCUAAGGAUAAAAAUGACGUCAAUAAUAUAUCAUCAUCAUCAUCAUCACCAGAAGAUAGCGGGAAAGAUAAUUAUAACAGUGGUAGUAGCGUUGCCAACGGUAAAUAUGAUGAUAAUGCGUCCAACAACUUAGCCAAAACAACAACUACUGAUUCAAACGACAACGUAAAUAAUUCACACUUGAACGCAUUUACGCCAUCAACCCCAACGAUUAGACAAAUUCUUCGGCCAGUCUUAGGGACAGAAAAAGGCAAAUCCCUAAAAUACACUCAAAACACUUCACCGGAAACAGUGCAACAAACUAAGAAUGAUCACACAGAUAGGGAAGAAAAUGCUUUGAAAUUUUCAUUACAGCAGGAGGCAUUUACAAAUUUUAGAGCACAACGUUCGGAACAUGAAAGUAAUUUACAAUUGCAAGCAAAAUUUUAUACUGGAACGAUAAGGUUCAAGUUUGAAAAGAAUUACAGUCAAAAUGAAUUUAACAUCCUUAACAAUUUAUUACUAGUCAAAUAUCCUUUCAUUACGAAAGUCGAUCAGAUUAUCAGCAAGACGUCAAAGGAGUUAGAGCUUUCAUAUGAUAGAGAAUCUAUAUUGAAUGAAUGCAAAAACUGUGAAAAUUUUUCAAAAAAAUCAUCAUAUUUACGGAAUAUCACAACGAAAUUUAAGAAAAAUGAAAUAACACCAAAAAAUGAGAAAGAAAUUGAAGUAGAAAUGAUAAGCCACUAUUUGAAAACUAAAAUAAUUAAAAAUAUUAAACUCAAUCAGACAUCAGUUAGUUUUAAAAUGAUUGGAAACACUUGCAAAGAACUUGUUGAUUUUAUUUGUGAAAUGAACAAAUAUAAAGAUGUAUACUUGGGAUAUGAUGAUCAAAAGCUAGAAUUAUUUAUCUACAGUUUAAACGAUAAUGGAAAAUGUGGGGAAACUGCGAGCUGGAUAAAAUCUUUGAUAAAAGAAAAUUCUAAAAUUGGGAAAAGUAGCAAAUAA